UUUUCGAUCCCAGAAAAGGGAAGGCUUGACUUCUUAAUGCCAACCAUUUUUCGAUGCUCUAUUCCUAAAAAGUCGCACGAUUAGCUAUUUUGGUAUGGGGACGUGAGUUAUUAUCGUAAAAAGACACCCCCACGACCAUUGAUUUCCACAAAAAAAUUUGGGGCAAGUCCAUUGAUUUCCCCUUGUCUCUCUUUUCUCCCUCAAGGGUCUCUUCUCCCCCGCCCCCCUCUCUGCCUGCUUGCUUGCCGUGGGGGAAGAUCUCAAAUGGCAAUGACGAACUGCGUAGUAGUAAUUGUCGCCUCCAUAUCUUGUCUCGUGAUCUCCUUACCUGGCGCAACAACAGCAAUAGCUAAUCCGCUUCCACAUGUUCCUCAUUCUCAUCCUCCUCUAGCAGCCGCCGCCGCCGCCAUGCCGCUCAUCAAUCCAGGCAUCCAGAAAAUAUGUGCUGCAACCAGUAAUCCAAAGGUGUGUGUCCGUUCCCUCGGUGGUCCAUAUGUCGAGAAAGGACUAACUAGGGUGGACCCUACUUGGGCCCUGGUGCAACAAGCACAUGCGGGAAUUAAUGCCACGGAAAGGGCCAUCGUUAAAGCCAAGAAAGCCUUGAAUGAUCCUUCCGUUAAUGAAGAGUGCGUCCAAGUUUGCCUUGAUUGUUAUGAUUCCGUCAUGGAUUCUUGGAGGGAUGCCCUCACUUCUCUUCAACUUGGGAAUGGUUUCGAUGUGGCCAAUCAACUUAGUGCUGUUUCUGCCAUGACUAGUAGUUGUGAGGACGCCUUCUCUGGUGACGAUCCCACUGUCGUCGUCAUCUCUCCCCUCACUAAAGUUGAUCGCUUAAUCCUCAAGAUGGCUAGCAAUGCCCUCGCUAUUCAAGAGAUGAUCUUCCCCCGAUCCAAUUGAUCCACCUUCUUUAAUUUCUCAUCCACCCCAUGGCAACGAUCAGUCCAUAUGCGUAUUCAUUUACUUGACUUGGGUAUGUGUUUUAAGGAGGAGUCCGUCCUUAUUAUGAUUUUCUUCGUGAUUGUCAUUGGCUUUCUGAUGACCCUUCUCGAUCAAUAAUAUUCAACAUUACAAGGAUAAUAAAAUGCGGUUCGGAUGGCUAGCAUGCA
Rhododendron vialii is the source of this 1103-nucleotide messenger RNA. RefSeq lists its product as uncharacterized. Bases 265 to 894 code for a protein of 209 amino acids. Gene Ontology annotation, molecular function: enzyme inhibitor activity. The record is from RefSeq and is a predicted model, not a curated record. NCBI's taxonomy places the organism in Eukaryota, Viridiplantae, Streptophyta, Magnoliopsida, Ericales, Ericaceae. The transcript has a single exon.